Messenger RNA from Micropterus salmoides (largemouth bass), 3381 nucleotides. It is a transcript of the gene hhatla, whose product is annotated as hedgehog acyltransferase like, a. NCBI's taxonomy places the organism in Eukaryota, Metazoa, Chordata, Actinopteri, Centrarchiformes, Centrarchidae. The transcript has 13 exons. Gene Ontology annotation, molecular function: acyltransferase activity. The record is from RefSeq and is a predicted model, not a curated record. Gene Ontology annotation, cellular component: endoplasmic reticulum. The coding region runs from base 825 to 2378 and encodes 517 amino acids. Gene Ontology annotation, biological process: negative regulation of N-terminal protein palmitoylation.
UCUGGAGUACGACUUCUAGUCAAACGACUUGGUUUAUUUUUGUGUAGCCUGUGAGUGUCUGAAGAGAGAGUGAGACGGUAGGCUACACCGUAUAGGCUGGUAAGACGAUAACUGCUUUUAAUUAAGGACCUCAAAACAUCUCACUUAGCCUAAUUAUGGGAGACAUAGACUACUGAAAACUAUGAAAACCAAAUUCCUCUGACUUUGUAAUGACUUUAUAAAGUGGUAGCCUAUUCUGAUACCACAGAAGAUAUACAAAAAAACCCACUUCAUCAGAAAACCUGAUGUAAUUGCUUUUGUCGCUGCCAAUUGGUGAACAUGAGACAUGUAUAGCAGCGUUUACCUUCUCCUCCAGUGUAAACCAUCCUACUUUUUGACUAAAGAGUCGUCAAAUGUAUUGUAGGCUAUAUCACUGUACUGUAGAGGCUGCUUGACGCAACUGCUUUCCCCCUCAUUUUUAAUCAUUGUCCCAGAGUGUGUUUGCGCUCUAGUAAGGUCUGAUGGGCUCGGUGUGGACCACCCCUCACUGCGGUACAGUAGUGAAAGAUAAAUAUAUCCCCCACCACCACCACCACCACCACCACCUCCUCCUCCACCUCCUCCUCCUCCUUUCGUUGAGUCCGCAACAUCCUGACUGGCCGAGGCUGGUGAUCGCAGGCAGCGGCAGCGGCAAGCCCCCACAAGACGGAUGAAUUAGAAAAACUGCUGUAACCACCGCCACCCCCUUUUCUUUUAUUUAUAAGUGAAGAGUCGGGCUGUAAACACUGCUGCCCUCAUCUUGACAGUGUGAAGCGGAAACAAGGCUUCCAGUGUGCAGAUUCGCCAUGGGGAUCAAGGCUGCUCUCCCCAGAUAUGAGCUGUAUCUCUACACAGCAGUACUCGGCGUGGCUUUGAUAUGGGCAGGCAGUUGGAUAUUUGAAGCUUCGAGUGAGAAUGUAAACAGAAAGGCCUUCAAAGAAAGUGUAAAACCAGGAUGGCAUUACUUUGGCAGGAAAAUGGAUGUUGCGGACUUCGAAUGGAUGAUGUGGUUCUCUACAUUCCGCAAUCAUAUCAUUUUUGCUCUCACCGGUCACGUUAUCUUUGCCAAGAUAUUCACCCUGCUAGCUCCAAAGAUUGGUAUAGAUGGAUGUAAGCACAGAUCCUUGAUCUUUGGGGUGUACGGUGGUUUGGCAGUCCUGAUCACGAUGGGCUGGACCUUCAUGGCUCUGGUUCUGUCUCACUGCAUCAUACUCUACAGUGUCGCUAUGGUCAAGAGCAAAUGGAUGUGCUUUGCGGCCGGCCUGACCACGCUGGCGUCCCUUAAGCUGGAGCCCUAUAACUCCUGGCAGGAAACCUUGGUGACUGGCUCUUUUGACCUGCAAGACAUCCUCUUCUAUGGAGGCUGCGGCUUCAGCAUCAUGCGCUGUAUGAGCUUUGCAUUAGAGAACUGUGAGAAGAAGGACGGCAACUACACAUUCUCUGACCUGCUGAGAUACAACUUCUACCUCCCCUUCUUCUUCUUUGGACCUAUCAUGACUUUCGACCGGUAUCAUGCCCAGGUGAACAACACCCAGCUGACCCGCAAGGAUAGGGAGUUGUGGAACAUCACCACCAAGGCCUUGUUGCAUCUGGGUGUUAUUCUGGUGGUGGAUGUCUUCUUCCACUACCUGUACAUCUUGACAAUCCCCAGUGACAUGAAGCUGGUCACCAAGCUUUCUGACUGGUGUUUGGCUGGUCUGGCCUAUUCCAACCUGGUGUAUGACUGGGUAAAGGCAGCCAUGAUGUUUGGUAUCAUCAAUACUGUGUCUACACUGGACCACCUGGACCCUCCUCAGCCUCCCAAAUGUAUCACCAUGCUCUAUGUCUUUGCUGAGACGCACUUUGACAGAGGCAUCAAUGACUGGCUGUGCAAGUAUGUUUAUGACUUUAUUGGUGGGGAUCAUGAUAAAAUCUUCAAGGAGCUCCUGGCAACCAUCUGUACCUUCGCUAUCACCACUUUGUGGCUGGGCCCAUGUCAGAUUGUUUACAUCUGGUCCUUUUUCAACUGCUUUGGCCUCAACUUUGAGUUAUGGGUGGCCAAGUUCUUCUCUCUUCCGCCAUUUUCGAACAUAGAGUGUGCAAUGGGUGAAGCCAUGUCACGCAGGAUCCGUGGUGUGUUCAAUGCUGCCAACUUCUGGGCCAUUGUCCUCUACAACGUUCUCUCUUUGAACAGUUUGGAGUUUGCCAAACUGGUGGGAAGACGGCUGAUUUUCAAAGGUUUUCCUCUGUCCACACUCUCAGUGUUACUUGUGACCUACUGUGGCGUGCAGCUGGUGAAGGAAAGGGAGAGACAACAAGCCUUGCUGGACGAUCCGGAGCCAGUGAAGCCAGUAGAUGGUGGCAAAGAAAAAGCUGAAUAAACAGACAUAAAAUCUGACUUUCACAGACUUCAUGGUCAACAGCCCCCUCACAUUGUUCCAUCUUCAGCCUUGCGAACUGCAACAGCCAGUCAACACCUAUAUUGUUCACAAGCCUGUGUUCUUGCUUUUGUUUGUCAGAAGCAAGACAAUGUUUUGAACUGUGAAAUAUCCUCAAGUGCACUUGCUGUAGAUAAUCGCCACGUCCUUUGGCACAAACCCACCGAUGGUGCAUUUUGUAUUUGUAUUUUAUCUGAACAAAAGAUAGUUUAGCAAAUGACAGGCCUGACAAACAUUGUAUGAUGCUACUUCUAAUAGUAUAUAUAAGGACAUACAGAAUUGUAAAGGAACAACUACUUUGCUUGUGUGGUUGUCUCCUGUGUCUCGGAUUUGGAUAUUCUUCCAUCAAAAUGAUUUUUCAGAUUUUUCAUCAGAUGGUGUCUUAAUUUUGCCUUAGAUACCUCAGAUCCUAAUCAUUGCAAUGUUUAACCAUACUGAAAGGGUUAAAAACAUGGGAGAAAAAAAACUUGAAGUCAGACUUCCACAUAGUCACAAUGUAUAGGAUAGUCUAUUUUAAUGUUGAUUGAGAAUGUAUUAGAUCUCUUAUAAUGUUGAACAACUGAAUGUAGUUCAACCUUCCAGGGAACGACAGCUUAACUCUAACACCAUAUCGUCCACAGGAGAUUAAUGUAGGUGUGACAUUUUGUCAACAAUCUUCCCUUCGCCCUCUUUGACAUGAUCCAGGCGCUCAGUUCGCUAAGAAAGGCAAUAGGCCCUUCAGGAAUCAUCGGUCAGUCUUAUCCUGCCUGUCACCAAAAACUGCUGUGUGUCUUCAGUACAGCAGGCAGAGAGAAAAAGUUUAUGCAGCUUGUAAUGCCUUCUCUCACUGUAAGGUUUUUAUUCAAAGGUGUUCAAAAUGUGUUGUUGUUUUAGCACAGCCUGCAUUCAAACACUGUUAAAAUUUAAUUUUGUUUACAUCAAUGGAAAUAAAUAAUAAGUCAAUUCA